AUGACCAACUCCUGCUGUUCCCCUUGCUGCCAGCCCACCUGCUGCAGGACCACCUGCUGCAGGACCACCUGCUGGAGACCCAGCUGUGUGAGCAGCUGCUGCCAGCCUUGCUGCCAGCCCAGCUGCUGUGGCUCCAGCUGCUGCCAGCCUUGCUGCCAGCCCACCUGCUGUAGAACCUGCUUCCAGCCAAGCUGUGUGAGCAGCUGCUGCCGCACACCCUGCUGCCAGCCCUGCUGCUGUGUGUCCAGCUGCUGCCAGCCUUGCUGCCAGCCCAGCUGCUGCCAGCCCAGCUGCUGUGAGUCCAGCUGCUGCCAGCCCAGGUGCUGUAUCUCCAGCUGCUGCCAGCCGUGCUGCCGGCCCAGCUGCUGCAGGCCCUGCCUCAAGCCCUGCUGUGAGCCCUUCUGCCUCAACCUGUGCUGCCAGCCAGCUUGCUCUGGACCUGUGACCUGCACCAGGACUUGCUACCAGCCCACAUGUGUCUGUGUGCCUGGCUGCCUGUCCCAAGGCUGUGGGUCCAGCUGCUGUGAGCCCUGCAGCUGUUGA
Peromyscus eremicus (cactus mouse) is the source of this 543-nucleotide messenger RNA. Its product is annotated as keratin-associated protein 9-1-like. The record is from RefSeq and is a predicted model, not a curated record. NCBI's taxonomy places the organism in Eukaryota, Metazoa, Chordata, Mammalia, Rodentia, Cricetidae. The coding region runs from base 1 to 543 and encodes 180 amino acids. The transcript has a single exon. Gene Ontology annotation, cellular component: keratin filament.